AUGAGACCUCGAGAGAUUGUAUUUCUCUUUAUAAUCUCUUUGGUCAUUUCGGAGAUCACACAUGAAGGCGGAUCGUGUGGACCGUUAGGUGUUCCGUAUAAAAUUUUCGUCGAUCGGAAUGGACGGCCGGAAAUCUUCUGUGAUAACCCGCAAUGUGCCGAAUUUCCGUCAAAGGGUGCACAAAGUGCGAAAUGCUCAUCGAAAUACCUCGAAAAGGUUUGUCUCCGCGAUGACGAGUGGACUGGUGGACUCAUCGAGAUCAACAAUGGAACGCAUAAAAUCCUGAAAACACAAUGUUGUUCCUACGAUGGGCUCCGAGCUGGAUCUCGCUAUAAAGAUGUCCUCUUGGAGGCCAAUGAUGGAUAUACUGGAGGAGUGGUACAGACCGAUUCGACACCGUCCGCUUUCGAUGUUGUGAAAGAGAUCCGGAAAACCGUCACUUCAGAGAACAAAGUCCAAUACCUGAUCACCGUUUAUCGAAUGCCUUGCACUGGAUCGUCUAGUGAAGAUGGCUAUAUCCGGGUGAAAUCGAGAGUGAGAAGACGAAUGUCCUCGACACCGGCAUAUGAAGAUGAUGAAAGCAAUGACUAUUCGACGAGUCGCCGACGGUAUCGCCGAGUGGGAAGAAAUAGGAGAAGACAUCAAACCCGUCGACCUUUAUAUCGCCGGCAAUAUGAGUAUGAAGAUUCGUACGAUUAUGAUUACCCGCUUGCGCCAAGGAGAAGAUACCAAAGUCGCUACGAUGGAGAGGAUCGUCUCUGGCCUGUCGCUUAUCCAUCAUCACAGCGUCGUCGAGUUUAUGGUGUUGAUAUGUACGAUACAGAGGAUUCCCUUCAAUAUCCGCCCACCUAUGACACAAGACAAACGACACAAUUUAUCGAGACAGCUACAGCGAGGGGUUACUCAAGGGCUCUGGCUGCAAAAUUGGCUCGAGAAGCAGCCGACUAUGAGCCGGCUCCACUUGCCGCGCAAUCAUCGGACAACUCGUAUGUACCAUCACAACAAAUGCCAUUAGAAUCGGUCAAUGUGGCGCCAUACGAUAAUAGUUACGGUGGAUCGGCUCCGGCCGCCUCUCAACCAUUGAACGUACAACAACCUCAAAUGGAUGGUCCACAAGGGCCACCAGUUUACUCGACGAUGCAAAAUAGUGGACAACAAUAUGGACAAGCACCAGCUAGUUUUAGCAACGCCGUCUUCCCAGCAAUGCCCUCUCCACCCACUCCAUGCACGAAUCCAAUGGGUUGUGGCCCCGGUCCAGUCGGUCCAGCUCCAUCCUCCUACCCUAUCGCUCCACCAGCUCCCACCUACAAUUCCUAUCCAACAGCACCCGCUUAUCCAGCUUAUCAACCAGCGUAUCAACCAUCGUAUCAACCGGCAUACCAACCGGCAUACCAACCGAGUUACUCGUAUCCAUCAUACGGAUAUCCGUCUUCUUAUGGGGGCCUGAAUGGUCUCUUCACCAAAAUGCAGUGUUUCUCGAAAAAUUCUGAAGUCGAGACGCCGAGUGGAAAGAAGAGAAUCGGCGAAUUGGAGAUCGGGGAUCUGGUGUUGAGCAUUGAUGGGAAUAUGGUGCAAUUCUCUCCAGUUAUCAUGUUCAUGCAUAAACUCGACGACGAGCUUGCCGAGUUCAAUCGGAUAACGCUGGAAAAUGGGGACUUCAUCGAGUUAACCGAUAAACAUUUGAUCUAUGUGAGCGAUUGUGAAGAAGAGGAGCUGUCGUUGAUUCAAUCGAAAGAUGUCAAAAUCAAUCAAUGCCUUCAUUCAUUGAGCUCUGGAACACAGUUGGAGCGACAAUUGGUCAAGAAUAUCACACGGAUAUCCGGUGUUGGCAUUUAUGCUCCAUUGACGUCAUCGGGUGAUCUCUUUGUGAAUGGAAUCCUCUCAUCAUGCCAUUCCAAUUUGGGCCUCAAAACCCUUCAACAAACAUUUUGGACUUUACACAAAAAAGUGCAAACAUUAAUGGGUUGGCAUACCGAUCAUCAACGGGAAGAAAUUGUACAGCUUCCCUUCGGUGUCGCCUAUUUGACCUCAGUCCUCGAUCUCUUCUUGCCGAAACAGUUCUUC
This is a messenger RNA of Mesorhabditis belari, 2064 nucleotides long. The record is from the annotation of a GenBank genome assembly. Lineage: Eukaryota; Metazoa; Nematoda; Chromadorea; Rhabditida; Rhabditidae.